This is a messenger RNA of Puntigrus tetrazona (Sumatra barb), 5483 nucleotides long. RefSeq names its product leucine-rich repeat-containing protein 49. Gene Ontology annotation, molecular function: protein binding. The record is from RefSeq and is a predicted model, not a curated record. Lineage: Eukaryota; Metazoa; Chordata; Actinopteri; Cypriniformes; Cyprinidae.
CACACACACACACACUUUACAGACCUCCACUGAUUUCUAGCAGGUUAGUAGUAUUUUCUCUCAUCACAGAAACACGAGAUCUACUUCUGUCUGAUUUAUAAACCUAGUGACGACCGGUCAAACGUCUCACUAGUGGGUCGCCCUGAUCCCUCGCUAUAUAAGAGACCACCUUUACAUCCUCACGAGUGGAGUUAAAACACACACACACACACACACACAGACAGACAGACGCAGCGAACAGACACGAAUCCACUGACGGACUCACACACACACCAAUCCGCAGCAGGGAGCCCGUCUGUUUCCCAUCAUACCCCUGAAAUCUCAGAUUCCCCCACAAUCCAUCAGAGCAGCCUGCGCCAAAACACGAGCAUCACGGCUCACUGCCCACGAACACCAACACACGAGCAGCGCCGAGACCUCUCCAUCUGACCGCAGAACACACUCUCGCUCACACGUUGUGUUUCCAUGGUGUACGAGCAUCUUCCAUCAGACAGAAACGUCAUGCAUUUUUACAUUUAAGACACUUAAAAGUGAGGACAUGAGGAAAAGUCUCCUUCACCUUGUAAUAAUACCUGUGUCACUACACACACGUGCGUGUCCUGAUUUGUCAAACGUGCACACACACACAGCUCUGCUUCCGAAACGAAUCUCAUCUUUUCUGCCUCAGCUUACCUCGGCGACUGCAGGAGAGGACCUACAGAAAACAAAUUAAACCGAUGACUCACUGCCUUCUCUUCCAGCCCACAACCUCAAACGCUCGGGACGCUCACGCAGACUCCCGAAGAACCGCUCUCCAGCGAAGGCGGGGAAGCCCUUGAAGCACAGAAAGCGGGCCGUCGCCGUCCACCCACCGCUGCCGAGCACAAUAGCAGCGUCAGCCGACUCAUUAGUGCUCCACAACAAUGCAGACGCAGCCGUGGGCCGCAGACGCACGAAUACUCGCCUCGCGCUCGCGGCGGGUCACGAGGGACAGGUUUAAUUGAACAUCGACGGCACCGAUGAUGAACCAGAGGUCAGCGCUUUCAAGGGACACCGAAGGCCGCUGAGAGAAACCGUGAAAUUAAAACGCAUUUAAGUGCUGGAGGAGCAGUGGAAAAUGUAACAUUAAAAUAUUAAAUUAAAAAGUAGAUUAAAAAUCAAUAAUCCGGAGGAUGCAAGGAACCGUGGAAAAAUUGAGAAUAAAAAAAUAAUUUAAAAAUUUAAAAAUAUAGAUAAUGGAUAUGCAAAUAAUUAAAAAAUUAUAAAUAAGUACAAGAAAGUGGGGGCUGCAAGAAACCGCUAGAAGAUCAAUAGAAAAAAAAAAUUUAAUUACCAAAAAAAAUUAAACUGGGGCUGCAUGGUGCGGGAAAAGUGUAAAAAUGUACUAAAUUAAAAUCUUUUCAAAAGCGCAAUUCAAAACUUAUGCAUUAAACAGUAGAGUACCAUAGUGAGUAAAAACCUACGGUAACUUGAUGCUACAUUUUCUAAACAUUUUUACAUUUGGUUUAAAAAUAAAGUAGAAACUGGGUCUUUAUUAGUGAAAGUACAUGGGUUUCUUUUACGUUUUAGGAUGCAGUUACCUCACAGCAGAUUCUGUAGGGCUUCAUCAAGACGCACAGCCUGAAAUUGAGACUUUUUUUUUUCCCCAGUAAAUACUGUAUAAAGUGCAUCAAUAUUAUUAGAUGAGCCACGCAGCAGCACUGAAUCUAAAACCAGGCACAAUCUAUAAGCUGAAUAGAUCCUCUCUCUACUGAUGUCUGGUUUCACUGGAUUCUUCUGAGACGAAAACCUGGAUUCUGAGGGAGCCAAGUGUCACACAGUCCAGAAAAACCCCUUUAAAGUAGUCUAAAUGAAGUGCCCAAGACCUGAUAAUCAGUGUAGUUGAUGCAUAAAUCCCUUCAUGGAGCACCUGAUGUUUGGCAGAAAGAAAGCUUGCUAGUAUUGACCCGCACUGUAUUGUCUGAUUCCGCUAUAAAUAAACCCGAUCUCAUUAAAGCGCUUAAAAACAUCACGCGGAGUAAAAACAAAAGACUCUUCAGCGCGUGAGAGACACACAGAGGGUAGGAGCAGGGUUGUGGGGCAGAUGCGUGUCAUCACGCCGGAGGCAAUGUUAGCUAUUUCUACAGAUACAUUCCUGCUGCUGAUGACUGCUUUGGUGCUCCAGGGUCACGGUGGAGGGGACGGAUCUAGAUGAUGAAUGGAGCUGCUGGAGCAACAGGUCUGGACCCAUUCCUACCUGAAGAGCUGCGACAGGAAGCCAGUUCCGCGCGGCCACCGGAAGAGCCCGUAACUGUUUACCGAGAGUCGGUUGCUAAGGACGCGCCGCGCGCGAGUGAGUCUGCUGGAGAAACGCGGCUGGAAAUGCGGCUUUCCCCCUCAAGUGUCUUUAUAAGAAGCAGAGAAGUUCGUGAAGGACAUGCGCUCUUACAAACAGCAGGAUGAUCCGAAUAAAGCUGGGUUCCUUCCUCCCGCGGUUCACAGCUAUAAGCAGCACCUGGCAGCAGUGCGCUCGUUCCUUCCUGACCGACUGACCCACAGACCGCUUGAUCUGAGGAUAUCCAGUGAUCUUCAGAAAGCUCUGAAUGUGGACUCGGUCAAACCAAACCCGUCCAGAACCGAUGCUCGUCUCCGGCCGCUGCGCUCUUCACUUCUUUCCCAUGAUGCCGAGCAGGUGUCUCCGGAUCACAGUGUGUUCUCUCUUCCUGUGGCUCUUCCCGUGGGGAUGGUGGUGGAUCCGGGGCCGCAGGCGUAUCGUGUGAAGAGGGCCCCUCACAGCGCAGGGCCCAAAGCAGCGCACGCUCACACACACGGUGACACAGGAAGUCUGCGUGACAGUUCUCUCCCAUGUUUCCUGUCUGGCUUCAGCUUCAGAGAUGACAUCACUUCCUGCCUGGAGAGACUGGAUCUGGACCGACGCGGUCUGACGAACGUCCCUCAUCUGGACGCGGCCGAGAACCUGCGUCUCCUGAACCUGCAGCACAACCUCAUCUCACACCUGCAGGACCUGAACCACCUGCAGCGCCUUGUGAUCCUCGAUCUCUAUGACAACCGUCUGACUGACAUGUGAGUCUCCUCCCUCACCUCGCUGCGUGUGCUGCUGCUCGGGAAGAACAGAAUCCAGAGGAUCAGUGAUACGGACGGCCUCACUAAACUGGACGUCCUGGACUUACACAGUAAUCAGAUCUCUCAGAUCGAACACGUGUCUGGUCUGUCGAAGCUUCGUUGGUUGAAUCUCUCUGGAAACCGCAUCGCUCGAGUGGAGAACCUGCAGGGACUGAACUGUCUGACCGAACUCAACCUCCGACACAACAGCAUCACGUCUGUGACGGAUGUGGAGAGUCUUCCUCGUCUUCAGCGUCUGUUUCUCAGCGCUAACAGCAUCAGCAGGUUGGAUGCGCUGGCCUGUCUGUGGCUCUGCCGCUCUCUGAGCGAGCUGAGGGUUGAUGGGAAUCCUGUGGCGCUGGAGUCAUGCUACAGACAGACUCUCCUCCGCUGCUCUCCACGUCUUCAGCUGCUCGACAUGAAGCGCGUCACGGAGGAGGAGAGACGCACAGCAAGUGUUUCAACACGAAAGGAGGAUGAGAAGAAGAAGGAGAGUCACAAACAGGCUGCGCACAAGGAGAGACGCCGUCUGGCGAUCCAGAACGCAGCGCAGCAGUGGGAGGGGCUUAAGGCCUGCCUCGAGCUUCCUGCCCAGAACGGCACAAAGGAAGACGCCAGUCCAGACAACAGCCCCGCCCACAGCCCCGCCCAGACCAAUGGGAACGCUCAGGAGACGUCACCGGACGAGCCCAGGCGCUUGAGUCCUCUCACAGUCUCAGCCGGAGGGAAUGAGAGCAGGCUUCGAUCGUCCAGUCGACCGAACAGCCCCCGGGACUCCAGCGGGCCCAGCGUUCUGAGUCUGUCCAUGUCCGACACUCACCUGGCGGAGCUGGACGGAGAGACGCUGCGUCUGUUCGGCCCCGGGGCCCUGGAGACUCUGGAGCGCUGCUGGGGCGUUCAGACGGCCGCGAGCGUCACCGCCGUCGCCUUCAGAUACAUCCACUUCGACUCCAUCAUCCCCAUGUUCCUGCGCAUCCGCCUCAAGUUCCCAAACCUCACGCACCUGAUGUUCAUGGAGACGAGCAUCACUCACCUGCCUCAGCUGGCGGCUCUGGCUCAGGUGCGGCGUCUGGAGCAGAUCUCUGUUCAUCCGGAGGGUAAUCCGGUGCUGAGACUGACGCUCUGGAGAUCCUUCCUCAUCUACAGGCUGCAGCACCUCAACCUACAGAAGAUCAACGGCACUGAGGUCACUUUGAAUGAGAUCAUGGCCUCGGAGCGGAUGUUCGGUGCUCUGGGUCACGUCGCUGCGACAGAAACACCUCGCUGCCGCCUGCUGCUGCUGCUGGAGGAGUCCAGGAAGCGGCAGCUGCAGUUCCUGCUGGACGGACGCGGGCGCAGAAGCGGUCAGAGUCCAGAGGACCUGAAGGAGAACGGCAAACAGCUGGGAGACACUUUGAGCCGAGCGCUCUUCAACUAUCCCAGCAGACUCUCGGGCGGCCCUGAGGAGGCCGGCGCGGGCUCGGAGCGCUCUCUGAUGGUGCAGCAGUAUCUGCGAGGUCUCAUCCAGCGCUCCUCCUCUCAGUGCGUGAAGGCAGACGCUCUGCAGAAGCUCUGGCCGUCCUUCUUCAGUGAGAUGGUGAGAGACUGCGUUCUGGAGAUGAGAGACAGACAGGCCUUCAGACAGACCAGCCUCCGGCGGCUCCACGGCCAAUCACACGCCAGAACACAGCCUGAGCUCUGAAUGUACGGCAGCCCGCGUCUGCUCACUACUGAGGGAACCAACACACUCUACACACAGACCUCAGUGAUGUGUCCUUCAGGUGAACGAUGCAUUUAACUGCAAAGAGACAACCGUUUAAAUAACAAGAGGAAGAUUCUUCUGUCGCUCUGCCAUUAUAAUAGUUAAGCUGCAAGAGAAAUCGGACUGUAGAGGAAUUAUUUUUAUUUUGCCCAAAGUGGUACUUUAACAUGUAUCUUAUUUUUUCUAUUAUUCAUCUAGGAAUUGACUUCCGAGGCCUUUCUUUUUUAUUUUAUGUCUCUUCUUGUAGUCAAUGUUCUUUUAAUUAUUUUAUUAUUUUAGGUUGUAGUUGACUUCAGAGGCCUUACUUUGUUCAGCAGGUUCAUUUAGGUUUAUAAUUAUUAUAUUUUUAUCCUGUAAACGUGUCAAGGGUUGAACUAGAUCAAGAGCUGUAGCUGUGGCGUGUGUGAAAGAGAAACGGUGUGAUUCACGAGAGAGGACCCUGCACUUGAUCCGUUGAGUUUUGACUCCCUUCCAAUCACUGCAUUAAAUGAAGUGUGUGUAGAUGAAGCGUGUGUGUGGAGAGUGUGUUUCUCUUCAUGCUGUUUUUCAUGCCUGUCGCUCCCCAUAUUGAAUGUCAAAAUCAAACCAUAUGAUCUUUCACAAGCGCUGAUUUAUGUUUUGUAUUUUACUGACUAUUAAAAACAGAAAAGUUAAAAAACCA